Molecule: messenger RNA, 1941 nt
Organism: Penicillium alfredii
Lineage: Eukaryota; Fungi; Ascomycota; Eurotiomycetes; Eurotiales; Aspergillaceae
Product: putative RNA binding protein Ligatin/Tma64
Exons: 3
Coding region: 1-1941 (646 amino acids)
Biological process (GO): translational initiation; formation of translation preinitiation complex
Molecular function (GO): translation initiation factor activity
Source: RefSeq, a predicted model, not a curated record
AUGUUCAAAAAGAAGCCCACGAUCAAAAACCUCGCGCCGUUGCGAUCAUCGGAUCGGAGGAAGAUUGCCGACCAGAUUAUCAAGGAAUACCAGAUCACCAUCCCCACAAACCCCACCGAUGCAGGCUCCGACUCGACUCCAACCACGCCCAACCUCACGUCGAUCCGCAACGCCCUUCUCCCUGAAAAUGCACUGACUGCGCGCUUUACAACGACAACAGGGCCAGACCUGCGCGAGAUUUCGGGCAUCGUCUACGUAGGUGCCCAUCCCGAGGCCGAUGAGCGCGUCUUGUGGUUUAAGUUGGACCACGGGCCUGGAGCGGACAGGCGUCUCUAUCCAACUGUCUACACACUUUGGCAUAACCCGAACCUGGUGCCUUUGCUUUAUACCCCGGAGCCUGUUAUGCGAAAACUUCAUGGCGGUGCGGACCUGAUGACUCCUGGCCUGGCAAAUGAGCCUCCCUUCCCCCAGAAGGCUGUGAAGGGGGCUAUCGUUGCGGUGGCUAGCGUGGACAGACACACCGUACCGCUGUUUGUGGGUGUCUGCGAGAUUGAUGUCUCGGCGCUUGGCGAGGUGCAGGGUACGAAGGGCCAUGCGGUUCGUGGUCUGCAGUGGGAAGGAGAUGAGCUUUGGGCAUGGAGCUCAUCACCACGACCCGGUCGUCCUGCCCCCGAGUACCUAGAGGGAUGGGAUGAGGAAGAAGUUGAUGAGGUUGGAGACGGUGUUGGAGAGCUGACGCUAGAGGACAAAAAGGCGGGUGCCAGUGCAGAGGAUGUUGAGCAGGCACCAGCUGAAGAAGUCCCGAGCGUUGCGGAGGAGCAUGUGCUUGAAGAAAAGGAGCCUACAACGAAGGAGAUUGACGAUGCAUUCAUCAAUGCCUUUGUUUACGCCCUCUAUAAGCUCAAGCAUGACAAUCCGUCAGCUACCAAUCAUACCCUGCAAUUGCCAAUUUCCCCAUCAGCGUUGAUAUCCAACCUCACAACCCCUUACCUCCCGAUAUACUCAAGUCAACAGGCACAAUUCUACAACAUCAAGAAAACUAGCUGGAAGAACGUGAAAAAGUUCAUCAAGCAUCUGGAUAAACUGCAACUGGUCAAGUCCAAAGACCGCAGCGGCCAAGAAACCGUUAUUUUAGAUGUCGAUUUCGACGACUACCGUGUGGAACGCUUUGUUCCCUACAAGCUGCCGUCCCGGAAUGUCGUCGAAAAUGCCGGCAAGCCGGCCCCGGCAGAGAGCAAGAAGCCGGCUGCAACAGAUGGCGCCGAUUCGUCUGUGGGACAGACGCUCACUGUUCAGAAUCUGUAUCGACCAACGGCGAAGCUGGCUCCGACUAUUUUCCCUGCUCUGUCCGCUAGUGAUCCCAGGAACUUUUACAAAUACUCCGACAUAUCCAGCCACUUGGACGAGUACGUGCAGUCCCAGGACCCGCCUCUCAUCUCUCAAGAAAACCGCCGCAUCAUUAACCUGAAUCCGUUCCUCGCCAAUACUAUUUUCACUUCAUCCUCCACUGAAGACAAAGGCACGCUCGGACGGGGCAAGGUUACCCGCGAUGGCUUGUUGAAACGCAUUGUGGAAGAUUCAUACCUGCUCCAACCGCACUGGGCCAUUCUGAAGCCCGGUCAAACUCUCGCAGACGUCAAGCCCCGAGCCGGCACCGCGCCCAAAGCCCUCGUCACCAUCGAGAAGCGCACUGGCUCGAAGACUGUCACGAAGGUCACUAGCCUGGAGGUCUUUGGAAUCGUGCCUAGUUUGUUGGCCGAGGAGUUGCAGAAGAAAUGUGCUAGCAGCACCAGUGUCACGCAGGCGCCUGCUGCCCCCAGAGGUGUCAUGGAGGUCCUGGUGCAGGGUGACCAGCGGAAGGCUGUGGAGACGGCUCUGGUUCGCCGCGGGCUGCGCACACAGUGGAUCGAUGUGGUUGAUAAGACCAAGAAGAAGAAAUAG